UCGGGUCUCUAGGUGCGAGCUGCCGGAGCUGCUCUGUGUGUCUGCCGUCGAGGGACAUCCUGCAGAGGGAUCAGACUGAGGCCGGAGCCGCUGCUGCUGCCCCUGAAUCAGCACUCAAAGCUGCUCCAGCAGACUCCUUCACCUCUAUUAAGGCCAGUGCACUGCUGCCUCCGACUCAGCUGAGAUGGCUCCCACUCUGGCCACAGCUUUCUCCCGCCGCUGGUGGAUGGCGGUGACAGCGGUCAUAGAGAACCUGCUCUUCUCUGCCGUGCUCCUCGGUUGGGGAUCCCUGCUCAUCAUGCUCAAAUCUGAGGGCUUCUACUCGUACUUGUGUAAAGAACAAGGAAACAUAUCCAGCCUAAACUUCACAAAUACAUCCACUCCGGCUGAAGAGUACCUGGAAAUGAAAGGCUGGUCCAUCUGCAAGGACCAGGAUGAGAUGCUGAACCUGGCCUUCACUGUGGGUUCCUUCCUGCUGUCAGCCAUCACUCUGCCCAUGGGCAUCGUCAUGGACAAAUAUGGACCACGGAAACUGAGACUUCUGGGCAGUGCCUGCUUUGCCUUUUCCUGCCUCCUCAUCGCCUACGGAUCCAGUGAUCCAAACAAUCUGUCCAUACUGAUCUUCUUUGCUUUGGCGCUGAACGGGUUUGGAGGCAUGUGCAUGACCUUCACUUCUCUGACGCUCCCCAGCAUGUUUGGAGACCUGAGGUCGACCUUCAUCGCCCUGAUGAUCGGAUCCUACGCCUCCUCCGCUGUCACCUUCCCUGGUAUUAAGGUGAUCUAUGAUCUGGGUGCCACCUUCGUCUCCAUCCUAGUGGUUUGGGCCGGCUGUGCCUGCCUCGUCUUCCUCAACUGCUUCAUCAACUGGCCUCUGGAGCCCUUCCCUGGCCCAGAGGACAUGGAUUACACGGUGAAGAUCAAGUUCAGCUGGCUGGGCUUCGACCACAAGAUCACCGGGAAGCAGUUUUAUCGGCAGGUAACCACCGUGGGUCGCCGCCUCAGUGUCGGCAACUCCAUGAAGCAGCAGCACCACCAGCCCAAAGACCUGGCCACGCAGGAAGGCAACAAGCUGUGUCUAUCCACCGUGGACCUGGAGGUGAAGUGCAAGUCCGAGCUGGAGACUCAGACUUUCAUGAAAAGUAUCUUCAGUCCAAUCUUCAUGCUGAGCCUCAUCACCAUGUGCGUGACCCAGCUACGCCUCAUCUUCUACAUGGGCGCCAUGAACACCAUCUUGGAUUCCCUGACCGAGGGGGACCUGAGCAAAGUGAGUGUUUACACGUCCAUCUUCGGUGUGCUCCAGCUUUUGUGUCUGAUCACCUCUCCUGUGAUUGGCUACGUCAUGGACUGGAAACUCAAAGACUGUGAGGACGACAGUGACAAGUUAGCCAAGAGGGAGCCUGGUGAGCCCCGCCGCCCUGACAAAUAUAUACAGAAGAUUGUCAACGCCACCAGAGCCUUCAUUUUCACCAACCUGCUCCUGGUUUGCUUUGGAUUCACCUGCAUUGUCCCCAACCUGCCCCUUCAGAUUCUGUCGUUCGUCCUGCACACGAUCGUCAGAGGCUUCAUCCACUCAGCAGUCGGAGGCCUCUACGCUGCUGUGUACCCAUCCUCUCAGUUUGGCAGCCUGACAGGUAUGCAGUCUCUGAUCAGCGCUCUGUUCGCCCUGCUCCAGCAGCCUCUCUUCAUGGCCAUGGUGGGACCCCUGGAAGGAGACCCUCUAUGGGUGAACGUGGGCCUAUUGGUGCUGAGUCUGCUGGGCUUCUGCCUGCCCCUCUACCUGUUGUGCCACAGCCGUCACCUCCAGCGCCUCAGAGACGAAUGCGAGGAGGAUCCCAAGAUCUACGUCAAGAUUAACAAUGGCAGCAAGCCCGAGGCCUUCGUCUAGACUGGGAGAAAGAAUGGAGAGAGUUCAUACACCAAAAAGAGACAGACCGAGAGAGGAAGAAGAGAGGGAGGGAACGGUGGAGGUUGUCAUAGCCUGGGUGACACUUGUGAAAAAUACACGCUGUCUCUCCCUUAUAACCCCCCCCCACACA
Molecule: messenger RNA, 2036 nt
Organism: Limanda limanda (common dab)
Lineage: Eukaryota; Metazoa; Chordata; Actinopteri; Pleuronectiformes; Pleuronectidae
Product: large neutral amino acids transporter small subunit 4-like
Exons: 14
Coding region: 185-1885 (566 amino acids)
Biological process (GO): transmembrane transport; neutral amino acid transport
Molecular function (GO): neutral L-amino acid transmembrane transporter activity; L-amino acid transmembrane transporter activity
Source: RefSeq, a predicted model, not a curated record